Paramecium octaurelia is the source of this 255-nucleotide messenger RNA. NCBI's taxonomy places the organism in Eukaryota, Ciliophora, Oligohymenophorea, Peniculida, Parameciidae. The record is from the annotation of a GenBank genome assembly.
GAUGAUUAUAUCUUCAAUAUAGGGGUGGCUAGCUAAAACAAUAAUCCAAAUAAUUAUUAGGCUUGCGAUUUACUUACAGAUAAGGGAACUUUAAUAAGAGAUAAAGAAUCAUUGUAGACUAAUCUAACAGUAAAUAAUGGCUCAAAAAUUAAAGUCUGUCAUAGUAAAAAGUAUCCUAGAACAAUAUAAUUUACAAUAGACAAAAGUUUUAAAGUAUAUUCAUAUCCAUAUAAAUCAAGGAUAGAAUAAGUUUGA